AUGAAUGGUGAUGGCCAGCAGCAGGCAACAUCAUCCAGUGCGGCUCAAUGGUCGCAACCGGCGUUGGCCGAUAUCCUGACGGCGCUGCAGAUGCAACUGAUGCGAACAGUUGCCGAUAGUCCACGAAUGAUGGCCGAACCAUCUCCUGUGCUUUCCGUCGGCAAUCCGCUGGUGAACACUCUGCCGCCGCCAAUCAACGCCUUACCACCCAAUCCGACACCGUUGUCAGUUCCGCCCGCAGCGAAUCCUUUGCUCCACUCCUAUCAACAGGUGCUCAAUCCAGCUUUUCUUGAACUGCAGCGGCAACUAAUCGCUCAGCAAACUGCGCAAUUUCGGAUUCCGUUGCUGCCGACGCACUUGCCGUCGUCGAUGUCCUUGCCUUCACUUCGCCACGUGACGGCGACACUGCCACACCUCGCAUCUCUACCGAACACGGCUUCGACGACGUUACCAGCAAGGCCUGUGCCGAGGAAACUGGCACCGCCGACGGUAGUGGUCAGUGCGACCAGCACCCCUCCAACAGGAUCGAAUGGCGCACACUUUGCGAUACCACAAGAUCCGAUAGUAAGAAAGCCGACAUUUCCACAAAGUCGUCCGAGUACAUCGGACGAUUUGGAGGCCUCGACGUCGACUAACACGAAAUCGCCGGAGUUUGAAAUGGGUCGACUGCCGACUCGAAACUAUAUUCCGUCGCAUUUCAUGAAAGGCACCAUGAUUCAGAUGGCCAGCGGAAAGUUAAAAAAGGUGGAGGAGAUGUCAUCGGAUGACUUUCUAUUGGCCGCACCACUUACUGGUGAGUUCAACGUCGACGCCAGUGUAGUGGUGGAAAUUGCCAAAGCGUCAUCAUUGGCUCGGAUUAAAUUCUCAGUCGGACAAUCGCAGUACGAGGCUACGCUUGAGCCUCAACUGGAACAUCCGUUUUUUGUGCUUGGAAAAGGUUGGUGUUCAUGCGAUCCGCAUCGUACUGCUGAGACUUACGGCUUGGAGUGUCAAGAAUUGAAGGUGGGUGAUGUAUGCAUUUCGUUGUCGAGACGAUCGCAAGAAAAUGCGAAGCAGCUCGACGAAACGGUGACGCUGGCUGAAGCCGCCGAAUUCAAGAAUAAGGAGGCCGCACAGGCGGCUAUCCGUGAACAGCUCACAAAGGAAAUGAGUGAAACCGAUGGUCGAAGUUCAGCGCCGCCAACGCGCUACCAUCCGUACGCGAAGAAGAUGCGCAAGGUGUCGGAGAGUUGA
Molecule: messenger RNA, 1233 nt
Organism: Angiostrongylus costaricensis
Lineage: Eukaryota; Metazoa; Nematoda; Chromadorea; Rhabditida; Metastrongylidae
Source: the annotation of a GenBank genome assembly